Messenger RNA from Erythranthe guttata (spotted monkey flower), 4609 nucleotides. Its product is annotated as ATP/GTP-binding protein family. The record is from RefSeq and is a predicted model, not a curated record. Gene Ontology annotation, molecular function: calcium ion binding. NCBI's taxonomy places the organism in Eukaryota, Viridiplantae, Streptophyta, Magnoliopsida, Lamiales, Phrymaceae. Gene Ontology annotation, cellular component: nucleus. Gene Ontology annotation, biological process: regulation of DNA-templated transcription.
GUAAAUAGUGCUGCCCAAUGCUAGGGCUCAGGGUUCAAUAUAUUUAUUUAGCUAUCUAAAAACAUUCUAAAUCUUCUUCUUUCUUUCACCAGAUGUUCGUUCGAUUGUUUCGUUGAGCCCCAAUCUUUUCGCCGACGGCUCAAAAUCCAUCUCAAUUAUCUAUUUGUACGCAGAAUUUCAAUUCAAUCAAUCGAUUGCAUGUUUGUCUGAAAAAGUUUUUGUAUCGCCAUUGAUGUAAUGUAUUCGUCUCGAGGAAGCAAUGGCUAUGGCCAACAACAACAACAACAACAACCCUAUUCUUCCGAAUCUUCCUACACCCCUCAAAAUGUGGGAGCUGCAAACCUAAUUGGGGGAGGUCUUCAAGAAACAGAUUUGAGUGGUUACAGAGCUCAUGGGCAUGUUCAUGGGCGCCCAUCGGCAGCAGCUGCGGCAGCGGCUGUGCCGACUCCACAACAUUACGCAGGGCAGUAUAGUUCGCUAUAUGGUUCUGCCACACAGCAGAUCUCUCCAAUUGGUGCAAAGGGGUCUGUAACAAAUGCUUUUGAAGGCCGGAGUAAUUAUGGAUCAUCCAUGCCAGAGUCACCUAAGUUUGCACCUAAUGAGUAUGUUUCAUCAUCAAGCCGUGGCUAUGGUCAGAAAGUUGAUCAGUUAUAUUCUGAUAAGACAUCUGAGUAUCCAUCAGUUGACAGACGCCAAUACGGUGACCGCCACAGUGCAUAUCUUGGGAGAGAUUUACCGGGUGAUACAGCUAAUAGAUAUGCGGAGUCAGUUGCUUUUGGGCGUGAACAUCAGUCUAUUUAUGACCGUUUGGAGCAAACAACAGCUUCUCGACAAGAAGAAAUGCUAAAGGCUCGUGCACUGCAUGCUGCUUCUGUCGAAGGAGGAGCUAGACAAGCUGAUUAUCUUGCAGCAAGGGCCACAGUACGUCAUCCUGCCCAAGAUCCUAUCACCUAUGGUGGGAGAAUCGACCCCGAAUCACUUAACUUAUCAAUGUUAAGUGGCUCUUCGUAUAUCGGGAAACAUACUGCAUCAAUCUUAGGAGCAGCUCCACAGAUUAGUGUUGACGAUCUCAUUUAUGCUCCCUCAAAUCCUGGCUAUGGAGUGAGUUUGCCUCCUGGUAGGGAUUAUGGAACUGGGAAGGGGCUUUAUGGAACUUCACGAGAAUCAGAUUAUCCAACUAGCAUGUUAGGACCUGCAAGUCAUCUGAGGCUCGAUGGCCGGAAAGAUGACAGAGCAACAUAUGGCAGGGAACUGGAACUGGAACGUAGAGAGAAUGAUAGGGAUUACUUGCGUGAGCGAGAGAAAGAUAGAGAAAGGGAGAAGGACCGGCUACGAGAACGAGAGCGUGAACGAGAGCGUGAUCGCGAACGAGAGCGUGAACGAGAAAGAGAACGGAAAAGAGAACGUGAAAGAGAACGCGAAAAGGAACGUGAAAGGGAGCGGGAGCGGGAGCGAAAGGAGAAAGACAGAGAACGAGAGCACAAACGCAGACUUGAACUGAAGCAUGAGCAAACUCCUCCUCGAGUCUCUAGGGACCGCCAAGGUUCCACUUUGCCGAAGGAUGUCAAAUCUCUACGACGAGAGUCCCCCCGACGUGAAGUGCUGCAUAGGCUUCAUUCCCCUGUUAAAGAAAAGAGGAGAGAGUAUGCGUGCAAGGUCUUCUCAUUCAGUUUCGUAGAAGCGGAAAGGGAUUAUCUGUCACUGGACAAAAGAUAUCCCCGGCUCUACGUUUCUCCUGAAUGCUCAAAGGUAGUUGUAUAUUGGCCAAAGAAGAAUUUGCAGCUCUCUUUGUACACUCCUGUGAGUUUUGAGCACGACUUUGUUGAAAAUGCUGUCACGGAUAGGAAGGAAUCACCUAGUAAACUGCCCAUUACUGACAUUUCGAUAGCUGGAGGACAAACUACCAUCUGGAAUGCCAAGAUUAUUUUGAUGAGCGGACUUGGCCAAAAAGAUCAGGCGGAGUUGUCAUCUGAAAGAACCUACAAUGACCGAAUUCCACAUUUUUGCAACAUGCUUAGAUUUGCUGUUCUUAGAAAGAAUAACUCUCUAAUGGCAAUCGGUGGACCGUGGGACACAGUCGAUGGUGGGGAUCCUUCGGUUGACGACUCUUCAUUAAUCCGAACAGCUCUGAGGCAUGCAAAAGAUGUAACUGAUCUUGAUCUGACGAACUGUCGUCACUGGAACCGUUUUCUCGAGAUACAUUAUGAGAGAGUUGGAAAAGAUGGCCUCUUCAGUCACAAAGAAGUGACUGUACUGUAUGUUCCAGAUCUCGCAGAUUGUCUUCCUUCACUGGAUUCAUGGAGAGACCAGUGGCUUAAUCACAAAAAGGCUGUUUCUGAGAGGGAGCGUCUGCAAAGCCUGAAGAAAGAAAUAACUGGAGGCAAGAAGGAAAGCCCAAAAGAUAAGAAGAAACCUGAACAUCUGAAAGAUAGCAUGACAAAAAAAGACCUUGAGAAAAAGAGAGAUCCUUUAUCUUCAGGCCAGCCUGAAGAUGAUAGUAAAAAGGAGAAAGAUACCAACAAAAUCGAAGGCAAUAUUGUUUCUGAAGAGGGGAACAAGAAAGAUAAAGCAGUUGAAAUAAAAAAAGUGGCUGACGAUAAAAAUGUUGUAAAGAAGGUCCAAGAAGGGGAUCCUAACUCUCAGAUAGCUGUUGGUGCCAAAACUGUAAAGAAGAAAAUUGUUAAGAGGAUCGUCAAGAAAAAAGUUGUUAAGAAAAGCGAUAAUACAGAAAUUGCUACUGGACCGAGUGAUGAAGUGGUCAAAGAUGGUGCUGGAGGAAAUAAUGUCAGUUCAGAAGUCGAUGGGCAACAGGAGGGCUUAUCAGUUACUACUCCGGCAAUUAAAACUUUUGUGCGGAAAAGAAUUGUAAAAAAGCCAGUAGGUCCUGCUGUGGAGAAAGAUGAAUCCUCAAGUCUUGAACCUGAGAUGGCUGUGGAUAAUGCAAAGGCUAAAUCUGAAGAUUCCAAUGUGGUGGCCCAAGACGGUAUCACCAAAACCACAGUAAAGAAAAAGAUUAUCAAAAGGGUUCCAAAAAGAAAGGCCAUCUCAACAGAGAAGGUGGCAGAAGAUGCUCUGGAAGGCGGUGAAGACAAUAAGGGGAAACAGAAAGAAGCAGUUGUUGAAAAACAGAUGAAUGAGGUUAUCUCCAAAAGUACAAGCAGUCCGGAAAAGAAGCCAGAUAAAAAGGAGGAGAAAAAGACAGAGAGGAAGGAUUUGUCUGGUUCUGCUAUGGAGACUGAUAAUGUGAACCAAAAAGUUCCUCAAAAUGAUAAUCGUGCGAAAUCAAAUGAAAAGGCAGAGCUGAAGGGCGAGAAAGAAAAAAAAGUUGUUGAAAAGAAAAGAAGUGAUGAACCUCCUCAGCAUCCUGGAUUGAUUCUUCGAACAAAAGAGACCAAGGUUUCAAAAAUGAAGUCUUUAUCACAUUCAUUGGACUCACUCCUGGAUUAUAGUGGUAAUGAUAUCGAAGAAUCAAACUUUGAGUUGUCAUUAUUUGCGGAAUCCUUUUACGAGAUGCUUCAGUAUGAGAUGGGCUGUCGUCUUUUGGCUUUCCUUCAGAAGUUGCGCAUUAAAUUUGUAGCAAAGAGAAACAAAGGGAAGAGACAAAGAGAAGAAACUUUGCAGAAAGAAAAUGAGGAGAGCUCGUCAAUAAAGCGUGUUAAGACAGACACAGACACAAGUCCUAAAGAUAUCAAAUCAACUAAAACUGAAGAUACAGGUGUUGCUAAUGGAGAUGAUAUCAAAAUUGAGACGAAAGAGCCUAAUGCAGUUGAUGCUGUUGGAGAUGACAGCAUAAUUAUGAAGAAAGAACCUAAUACAGGUGAUGCUGAUGGAGAUGACAGCAAAAUUAACAAAGAGCCUAAUGCUACUGAACACGUUGAAACGACUAAAAUAGAGAAUGAUGUUGAUGAGGAAGAUCCAGAAGAGGAACCAGAGGAAGAUGAAGAAAUGCCUCAGGCAACAAGCCCUCAUCACAACCCAACUAAGGAGGAAUGUGUUGACGCAGAAAAGAAAGCUGGUGAUGCUGUUUGUGUUGAUAUUGCUAAGACUGAGCCGAAAGAAGAGCAAGAAACUGUGAAACAAACUCCAGAGACAGUUAGCAGUCCUGAACCGAGCAACAAAGAAAAGUUACCUAAGGCGGAACCAAAGAAAAAAGGAACUCAGACUGGUGUUGACAAGGAACUACUGCAGGCUUUCAGGUUUUUUGACCGCAACCGUGUCGGACACAUUAGGGUUGAAGACUUACGAUUGAUCAUCCAUAACUUGGGGAAGUUCCUUACUCACAGGGAUGUUAAGGAACUCGUGCAAAGUGCGCUGUUGGAGAGCAAUACUGGCAGGGACGACAGAGUUCUGUAUGAUAAACUGGUGAAGAUGUCUGACAUAUAAAUUAAAUCGCUCGGUGAAUAGUGUUUUAAAGACUUCGUAGGAAUUCUCGGUCAAAUAAUAUUGAUUUUGUUACGUUGAAUAUGUUUAAGCUUAUGGUUUGAUGCCCCUUCACUUUUUCUUUUACUAGAUUAUAUAUUUACUCAAAUUAUUUUGGCUGAGUUUGUUUUUGCUCGGUGAUUUACUCGGGCUCGAACUCUCAAUAAAUUAUAAUUCACUCAAAGGAUCA